Messenger RNA from Heterotrigona itama, 771 nucleotides. The record is from the annotation of a GenBank genome assembly. Lineage: Eukaryota; Metazoa; Arthropoda; Insecta; Hymenoptera; Apidae.
AUGAAUAUUAGAAAAACUUCAGGUUUCUAUGAUUUGUGCGUCAAUGUAUCUCCAAAUGAAGUACAAAAUUUAUAUCCCAUUUUACAUAGAUUAUACGAAUACGGUAAAAAAAAAAGAAAGAAAAAUGGUGAUAGUGAUCUACCAGAAAUAGUGGACAUAGACAACGUAAGAAAAGAAUUUGAUGGAAAAUUGAAAAUAUUAAAUCGAAUUACCUUUUUUUGCGCUGAUUUUGCAAAGACACAUAUACUGAAUCAUUGUUCUAGUUUGAAAAAAUAUGAUUUAUAUGCUUUUGUCCCAAAGACACAAAAUGCUUUACAAUUCGCAUGUACUCAAUUGAAUGCAGAUAUAAUUACUCUAAGACCAAAUUCAGUGUCAUUUAAACUUAAUAAGAAAUUGUACGAUCAAGCAAUUGAAAGAGGAAUUCAUUUUGAAAUACAGUAUAUAGAUCUAUUAAAUAUCGAAUUUAGAAAAACGACUAUUCACUAUUCUCAUCUAUUUCAUACAUAUGGGAAAAGUAAGAAUGUAAUAUUAUCCAGUGGUUCAAAUGACAUUAAAACAAUACGAAAUCCUUAUGAUCUUAUAAAUUUGGCAUGUUUAUUGGGUUUGAACGAAGUUCAAGCAAAAGCUUCAAUAUUACAUCAAUGUAAAAGACUUUUGUUACGAGCAGAAAGAAGACAUAGAGGAAAAGCUGCUUUUAUCAUUGAAGAUUGCACAAAAAAAGGAAGUGUAAUUGAAGAAGAUUCACAAUGUCUAAAAAGAUUAAAAGCAUAA